GAUACCAUCAUCUCCAGUGGUCCGGCGGCUGUACACAAAGUCAUUUCUGUUCGGCGUUUUUCCGGUAUAUAUUUCGCGAAACGGAACGAUUCGCGCGAGUAUCGAAAACCGGACCGGAGGUGUUUCCACGCAUUCUCGAUUGAAAGGAGUGCGUGAUAAUCGCGGCAAAUUAUUAUGAUAUACACGAAGAGCACUGGAUAAAAAACGCUAUUUAGCAACGAGGAACCCCCAAAAAAACUCAAGUAAAAACGCAAGAUGCUUUCGAUGUUGCCCGCUUAAGUACACGGUGAUAAAAAUGUUACCUGCUUUAAUUAUCUUGAUUCUUUCGGUGCAAAUCUCCUACAGCAAUCCCGACGCGAAGAGACUUUAUGACGAUCUACUCUCAAAUUAUAAUCGUCUGAUUCGACCUGUGUUCAACAAUACCGACACGGUCGUUGUGAAAUUGGGUCUCCGUCUCUCGCAGUUGAUAGAUCUUAAUUUAAAAGAUCAGAUUCUUACGACGAACGUUUGGUUGGAGCACGAAUGGCAGGAUCAUAAGUUUCAGUGGGAUCCGACGGAAUAUGGAGGUGUCACUGAACUCUACGUGCCCAGCGAGCAUAUAUGGCUGCCCGAUAUCGUGCUUUACAACAAUGCGGACGGAGAAUACGGCGUAACAACAAUGACCAAGGCUGUUCUGCAUUACACCGGCAGAGUCGUUUGGACUCCUCCGGCAAUUUUCAAAUCUUCCUGCGAAAUAGACGUUAGAUACUUUCCUUUCGACCAACAAAUUUGUUUCAUGAAAUUCGGCUCAUGGACGUACGACGGUUUUCAAAUCGACUUGAAGCACAUUAAUCAAAAUGUAAGCGACAAGGUCGACGUGGGUAUUGACCUGCGAGAAUAUUAUCUCAGUGUUGAAUGGGAUAUAAUGGACGUACCCGCGGAACGUCACAGGAAAUAUUAUCCAUGCUGUCUCGAGCCGUAUCCUGACAUAUUUUUUAAUAUAACUUUGCGUCGAAAGACAUUGUUCUACACGGUGAAUCUCAUAGUUCCGUGCGUCAGUAUUUCUUAUCUGUCGGUGUUGGCGUUUUACCUGCCGGCCGAUUCAGGAGAAAAGAUCGCGCUUUGCAUCAACAUUCUACUAUCUCAAACUAUGUUCUUUCUGUUGAUAUCGGAGAUUAUACCAUCAACGUCGUUAGCGUUGCCGUUACUUGGCAAGUAUCUACUUUUCACGAUGGUUCUAGUCGGACUGUCGGUUGUGGCUACGAUAGCUAUCCUAAACUUACAUUACCGCAAACCGAGCACUCACAAAAUGAGUCCUUGGUUGAGAAAGUUUUUCAUCAGACGAUUACCAAAAUUACUUCUGAUGCGAGUACCCGAGGAUCUCCUAAUCGAUCUCGCUGCUCAUAAAAUUAGCACAAGAAAGUCGCAAAAAAAGAGCAAGUUCGAUGCCGCUAUCGCUGCCGCGUCGUCGUCAAUACUGUCUUCUCCGGAUUCUGCCCGACAUCAACAAAUCGAUGGUUGCAACGGUUUGUACAGAACAACUGCCCAGAAUCGAUUUCUUAGCAGAUUAGUUUACAACGGUCUUCCAACUGUCAUGUCCGAUUUGGAUGAGUCACUGAGCGAUGUAACUCCAAAAAAGAAAUAUCCUUUCGAGCUGGAAAAAGCUAUACACAAUAUAAUGUUCAUCAAGCAUCACAUACAGCGUCAAGACGAAUAUAACGCGGAGGAUCAAGAUUGGGCCUUUGUCGCCAUGGUUCUCGACCGUCUUUUUCUGUGGAUAUUUUCAAUAGCCUCUAUAGCCGGAACCUUCAUGAUCUUGUGCGAAGCCCCGGCUCUUUAUGACGACACAAAACCGAUUGAUGUGGUAUACUCCAAAGUUGCUCAACAACAAUUCCGACUGCAUGGAUUUGGUCCGGACAUUCCGGAGAACAAUACAACAGAUCUGUAGAUCGUCUUCUUACUCCGAAGUGAUAAGACAUAAUAAAAAUGACUCUAUUACAAUCUCUCUUUGAGAAAUAUUUCAGAUUUUUCUUUUGAAUGUCUUUCAGACGAUCUUUCUAGAUGAUUUUUUGAAUAAACUUUUUAAUAUACAUAUGCAUGUUUCUUCUAGAAUAGUUAUUACUCAAUGGGGGUAAGAGAUCUCGCUAGACCCGUAAAAAACAUCUAUGUAUUUCUACUUAUUAUGAUAAUCGUACAAAGAAAUGCAGCGAGCAUAUCUUUUCGACAAAUAACACAAAGUUUUGAUAAUUAUCAAGAUAAGAGUGGCAAUUUUGAAUAACAUCUCCUAGACAGAUCUAAUCAAAUUACAAAAUAUAUCAACAUGUGUCAUUCCAGUUUUUAUCUCCCUUACACGUUUGUUCCGAUGAGAUGAAAUUUUGACUCAAACAACGACUUGAAUAGAUCUGCUUUAGAGAUGUUCAAAGUCUGUCCUCUUAUCGAGAAGUUUCCGCAGUUUUAGGAACUGAUUAAAUAUAGAUUGUUAAUGUAAUUAUACAAGGAAAUGAAACAAUUUGCUGUGAUUUUCCUUAUGUAACAAAUAAGUGAUGAUUUGCAACGUACUUAUAUUCACGAAAAACAUUUUCCUUGUAUGUAUAUCGUAUACGCGAAUAGCGCAUCAAUGUUUUUUGAAAAUUAAUUAACGUUCAUAAUAUGUAACAAUGAAACUUGUGAUACACACUUAUAUAUAAAAUUGUAAAAUUGUUUGUAAAAUGUUUGGUAACGUUGUGCGCGCGCAUGUGUGUGACUAACACGGAUGCAUUAACAAUAGUAGUUUGUUCACUACAUUACAACACAGUAGUUUAUAUAUUCAAACUACAUUACGACUACAUCAAAUUAACUAUAAGAACGUUUUAUGCUUCAAUUAUUGUCUCUUUGACGAUUCAUAUAUAUAUAUAUCAUAAAUUUCUCUAUAAACUCUUUCAUCACAUAUCUGUAUGAAGCUUGUUGUUUGUUGAUAUACUUUUUUGUACGAAGUGGAAACAUUUAUGUUUCUUCUCGUACAUUCCGAUUUUAUAGGAGCAGUUUCAUAUAGUGUUAACAAAAAAAUAAAGAUUUCAAAUCAAAUCUAUCUUUUAAAUUCGAUUUCACAAAUUCCUUCUUCUUAAUGAUCGAUUUAGA
Molecule: messenger RNA, 3096 nt
Organism: Pseudomyrmex gracilis
Lineage: Eukaryota; Metazoa; Arthropoda; Insecta; Hymenoptera; Formicidae
Product: acetylcholine receptor subunit alpha-like 2
Exons: 8
Coding region: 296-1927 (543 amino acids)
Biological process (GO): regulation of membrane potential; signal transduction; chemical synaptic transmission
Cellular component (GO): neuron projection; synapse; postsynaptic membrane
Molecular function (GO): acetylcholine-gated monoatomic cation-selective channel activity; transmembrane signaling receptor activity
Source: RefSeq, a predicted model, not a curated record